AUGGAAUAUUUUGCUGGUAAAAAAGUACAACACAGGUUUUUAGACGGUAUGGUGUUAGUCGAUGAAGAAACUGUUCGAGAGGGUCGACGAGUAACAGCGACAUUGCUGGCAGCAUUUCGAUACGGUCGAGAAGAUCUAGACGUUUUGGGUCUGACAUUUCGGAAAGAUUUGAUAUCUCAACAGUAUCAGGUUUACCCACCGAAUACGUCACAGCCGAGUCGACCACUUACGCGAUUGCAAGAGCGGUUAAAACGGAAACUCGGUGAUCUAGCGUUUCCAUUUUGGUUUGAGGUUCCUCCGCGAAGUGCGAGCAGUGUUACUCUUCAGCCAGCAUCCGGUGAUACUGGUAAACCAUGUGGAGUUGAUUACGAGCUAAAGACUGUAGUUGGAGGACUGGACGCCAGUACUAAUGAUCGUCAGUUGAGGAAGUUAGUUUUCACAUUUGCUUUCUUUACCAUAGUUCCUACAAUUCGAAAGUUAACCUACGCUCCAUGGGAGGCAAGACCUCAGCCAACGGCUGAUGUCAGCAAAGAUUUCAUGAUGAGCGCCGGACUUCUGCACAUGGAGGCUUCUUUAGAUAAAGAGGUAAGCGUUAUGCAAAUAGCUGACAUUUGCCUUUUCACUACUGCUUCGUACACAUGUGAAGUGGCACGGAUUGAGAGCUCUGAAGGGUUUCCUGUCGGACCGGGUGCAACACUUUCGAAAGUGUACUCCGUUUGUCCACUGUUACGAAAUAACAAAGACAAGAGGGGAUUAGCUCUAGACGGACAAUUAAAACACGAAGAUACCAACCUUGCUUCAAGUACGAUAUUGCAACCAACGACAGCGAAAGAAAGCCUGGGAAUUGUGGUCGCAUAUCGAGUAAAAAUUAGGGCGGCAAUUGCAGGACCACUUGGUGGAGAAUUGGUGGCUGAACUACCCUUCACUUUGACACAUGCAAAGCCAGCUGAAACACCUGAGAGAAGGGAACGACCGAUAACGAACCGACAAACUCAAGAAGAUUCAGGACCCGAUCCAUUAGAAGUAGAUCUGAUACAGCUUAACGACGAGAUCAGCGAUCUUCGCAUGGACGACGAUGAUCUUAUCUUCGAGGAUUUUACACGUCUUCGUCUUAAAGGUGCAGACUCCACGGAUGAACCAUCGCCCAGUGUACAGCCGCCGAGCUUGAUUUAA
Angiostrongylus costaricensis is the source of this 1173-nucleotide messenger RNA. The record is from the annotation of a GenBank genome assembly. Lineage: Eukaryota; Metazoa; Nematoda; Chromadorea; Rhabditida; Metastrongylidae.